Messenger RNA from Rotaria socialis, 873 nucleotides. Lineage: Eukaryota; Metazoa; Rotifera; Eurotatoria; Philodinida; Philodinidae. The record is from the annotation of a GenBank genome assembly.
AUGCAAUCAAAAUCAUUAUCAAUGAAAACUGUAAAUUUAUUAUUUCCUGAAUUAAACGAAUCGUCGAAACAUCAUCAUAGACUCGAACAUGAUCUUGAUCGUCAACCAACAUUUUGUAUUCGCCGUCAUCGUGCUAUACUCGAAAGUCUACUGCCUUCUCAGCAACCGUCAGAUAUUGAUGAGGUUCUUGGAAACCAUUUAGAAUUAAACUCUUUAGCUCGCGCUACCUAUGGAACUAAAUCAUCUCGAGGAGUUUCAUUCCAUCCGAAACCCUUGAACUUUAAGAAAUCCAUUCCUGAAGUGACAAUCAAACAUAGUAUAACAAGUCAAAAAUUAUCACAUCCUCUUCAAAUACCAAUAUGGACGCCGCCGUUACCAGAAAACGAAGAAAUCUCAACUAAAAUAUCACGUUCAAGAGCUCAUACAUUAAAACAUUCUCAUAAAUCUGAUCAUCAAUUAAAAAGACGAAAAUCUAAUUUAGAUACAAAACAAAAUUCUAUCUCAGAACUAAGUACAUCGACAAACGAAGAUUUAGUACCGUUGAGAGUAACAACUGUUAAAGAUCUAUUCGAUGAAUGGGAAAAUCUUGAAUCAAACGUGACAAAUCAAUCAGACGGUGAUGAAUCGCUCGUCGUACAUUGUGAUAGUCCAUCGUUAACAUCAACUCCUCAAAAUAAAACUCAACACUCAGAUAUUUUUACAUUUUCAACUUCAAUAUCGAAUCAAGAACUCUUGUCUCUUAUAUUAUCGAAUGAUAAUCCCGAACCCAAUCGAGCAAAGGCAACGAACUCACGAAUGCAUUCAUAUAAUAAUCUUUUACCACCAGUCUUUGAAGAUAUCAAUAAUGAAGAAGCAUUCAAUGAUAUCUGUUAA